UGCUGCUGCUGCUGCUGCUGCUGCUGUCGUGAAUCCCGGGGCGCGCGCUGCUUGAGCCGAGCCGGAGCUUUUGCCCGCUGCCUGGGGGCGGCGAGGGCGAGCUUUGGAGCGCCUCUCUCUCCUCCUCCUCUUUCUCCUCCUCGAAGGAAGAAGGAGCAGGGCCAGGAGGAGCCGGGGCUGCUAUGCUCAGGUAGCCUUGGGGCGCCUUUGCAGGGACGAGACCCUCCCUCCUCCACCGCUUGGAAGAAACUUGGGCUCGGGUCUGCUUCCCCAGAAGCUGCUCCAAGGAGGAGGAGGAGGAAGAAGAGGAGGAGGAGGAUGGAGCAGGCUUACGGCGCGGGCAAAGCCGGGGGCGCCUUCGACCCGCAGACCUUCCUCCGGCAGCCCCACACAAUCCUCCGGAUGGUGUCCUGGCUUUUCUCCAUUGUUGUAUUUGGCUCUAUUGUGAACGAAGGCUAUGUCAACAAGCCAAACGAAAUGGAAGAAUACUGCAUCUACAACCGCAACCAGAAUGCCUGCAACUAUGGCAUCACCGUGGGAGUCCUUGCCUUCCUCAGCUGCCUUCUCUACCUGGCGUUAGAUGUCUACUUUCCACAGAUAAGCAGUGUCAAGGACCGCAAGAAAGCCGUGCUCUCUGAUAUUGGUGUAUCUGGCUUCUGGGCAUUUCUCUGGUUUGUUAGUUUUUGUUUCCUGGCUGAUCAGUGGCGUGUUUCAAAGAGAGAAGACAACCCAAUGAACGAAGGAGCAGAUGCAGCUCGAGCGGCCAUUGCAUUCUCUUUUUUCUCCAUCUUUACCUGGGUCGGCCAGGCAUUUCUGGCAUUCCAGCGAUUCCAACUUGGAGCCGAUUCAGCCCUCUUCUCCCAGGACUACACGGACCCGAGCCAGGAGGCUGGCAUGCCUUAUGCACCCUACACAAAUGAGGCUGACACUACAGAUAGCAUGGGGACGUACCAGCAGCCCCCUUCGGUAGAUGCUUUUGAUGCUGAUACACAGGGCUACCAGGCACAGGACUACUGAGAGGCGGUGGAGCCCUCUCCCCUCCCCUCCUCCUUUCCCCUCCACCCUCUCCCCUCUGCCACCAACACGCCAAGGUGGAAAACAGACACGUAUGUAUGUACCGGAGCAGCAGGUGGCUCUCAGCCACUUCUCCAGCCUUCUGGGGUCUCUGUGUUUCUUUAUUUCCUGGCUUUUUUAAAAAGCAGAAACACCUAACACCUCCUCCCUCUUCUGAACUUUCCACCAAAAUCAAAGGGUUGUAUGGGUUUUUUUCCUGCAGUAAUAGAAUUUGUUAUCUCUCUCUGUCUGGAAAGCUGCUGGGUAAGGAUCUAGUUCACCCUUUCCAUCGGGGGAAGAGGGAAAGGACCUCAAGAUAGUGUUACUGGGGAGGCACAUCAGAUGAGGGGAGGACUGGGUGAGAAGUAGCCAGCCUGGGCAGUAAUGGGGAGGGAGAAUAAGAUAGAUAGGUGUCUAAAUCUGUGAGCAAGGGUUGAAAGUGUGUGUGUGAGCAAGAAAGGGCGAGUGAAUGGUGCAAAUGGCAGCAGAACGGUGUUGAGAAUGGAUUUUGAAUGAGUUUUACUCCUCCAUUGAGAUCAUGAGCAGAUGGUUUUCAAAAUCCCAAAGGGAAAUUGUUCUGGUUUAUUUUCAGGAAUAUUUUGCCAAUGCUAAGAGCAUGGUAGUUGAGGUUUAAUUUGUUUAAUUGUUUCCAGUUUAAAUUGAGCCUCAUAGGAAUUCAGUUGGUCAAUAUGCCUGCAGUUCUCUUAAUUCAAUGAGUCUUCUAUAGCUAGUUCUCUUAUCCUUUGCCUCCCAAAGAGCACUAUCAUUGGACAUUAACCACAUUGGCUGUUCAUCACAACUGUUUGCCGUUGCUGGGUGCUUACUUUUGGAGGGUCCAAUCAGCGCCCACCUGCAGAAUAUUACAUGAUGAUCUGUUGUUCCAUAAUCCUUUACCAAGCAAUGCUGCUGUGGGCUGCUGGGCAUUUGUGUUCAACAACAUCUGGAAAGUCACAGGCUUUCCAGUCCUAAAUUACCAUGUUGGCUUGCCUUGCAGUGGCACCCAUAGUGGAAACAAUCUACAUGAUGAAUUUCAGUGCAAAGAAGCAAGAAUUUAUAAGGCUAGCUUGCAGAGAUAUGCCAUUUAUCAUUGUGGCUACAAUGGUCCUUCUCUAUACUAGAUAAAUGUUCUGGCUGUUGUAGAUUUAAGCAGGAAGACACUUUAAACUCUUGUGCCAAACCAUCUGUUACCCCCACUGUUUGUAUGCUCAAGAAUAACAAAGCAGAAUUUCCACACUGAAUGUUUUUCUAUGGUGGGAGAACAACAAUUUGUUGUAUCUGCCAGCUAGGCUGAACUCAGAAAUCAGCUGAAAGAUGCAUGGAGUUCAGUGCCAACACAGCUUGAAACAAGGAUAUUAUAUGACACUGUGAAACGUUUAGCUUGUGUCUGGAUUAAUAUCUACCAUCAGGGAAGAUAUACAACUAGGAACAGACACUUAAUACCCGCUCAAGCACUACAGACUCCUCAGUGGAAUUAACAAACAUGAGUUCUUCCCACAUUAAUUAUUUCUUAAUAGAAAGUGAUCUACUCCUGGUUGUAUUGUUGUACCUCAAUGAAAAACAGUUGCAAAGAGUUAGUUUCAAAAGAUUACGGUAGAUGAGGUGCUGGUGUCAUCAUCUAAAAGGGAAAGGUUUCCCUUGACAUUAAGUCUAGUGGUGUCCGACUCUGGGGGGUGGUUCUCAUCUCCAUUUCUAAGCUGAAGAGCCAGCAUUGUCCGUAGACACUUCCAAAGUCAUAUGGCCAGCAUGACUGAUGGUGUGCUGUUAUCUUCCCGCCAGAGUGGUACCUAUUGAUCUAUUCACAUUUGCACAUUUUUGAACUACUAGGAUGGCAGAAGCUGCGGCUAACAGUGGGAGCUCACCCCGCUCCCUAAAUUCGAACCACCGACCUUUUGGUCAGCAAAUUCAGUAGCUCAGAGUUUAACCUGCUGUGCCACUAGGGAUCAUCAUCUAUCAUUCCCCAAUAGUUUGUUAAUUCAUUAAGUUGUAUAAUUCUCUCCUUGAAGAAAGUCCACCAUACUUGAUUUAACAAGCCUAAUUGACAUGUAACUUAUUAAAAAGUAUAGAAAUAAUAAUUACAGGGUCAGAGCAACAGCAGGAUCCAAUAGAUUACUCAGCACUAAACAUACACUGAUAGAGUUCAGUCUUAAGACAUUAGGCUGUUUCCAGACAUUACCGUAUACUUCUCUUCAAAGAAAUCCAAAAGUGUGUGUAUCUUUGGAUUGCUGGUAAGAUCCGGCUUUUUAACACUCCCACAAUCUUCUUAAUGUAUGUAUGGUUCGACCUUUCUGACAUUAUAACAAUAUAUUAAACUUAGCCCCUUUUUAAAAAAGAAUACUUGUUUUGAAAUGUAACUAGAGAGAUGUUGCAAUUGAAGUAAGAUAACUUUGGGCUGCUGUUUCCCUUGGCUACUACCAGGAAAAAGGAAGGCUAAAAAGGCAAGAGACAAAGCAUGGAUUCUUCAUUAAUUGACUAGAUGCCCUUUAAUUUCCGUUAUAGUUUUUAAAAAGAGGACCAUAGGAAUAUCUUGGUCAAGCAUGCGCAUACUUUGGCCCUCCAGGUGUUUUGGACUUCAGCUCCCACCAUUCCUAACAGCCAGUAGGUGGGAGUUGAAGUCCAAAACACCUGGAGGGCCAAAGUUUGUCCAUAUCUGAUCUAGGUAAUAAAUUACUAUAGUGGUGCUGAGUCUUUCCCACCUGUGUGGUGUGCAUGCUGAUUGUGAAUGUGUGUUCUGCUGCCUAUGAAUCCUUUCUGUUGACAUUUUUUAUGUGUAGAGAUUGUAGCUUGGAAAAGUUAUAUUUUGGGGAUGAGGGGAUGAUAAUGCUUCCGGAAUCUCCCAGCCUGCAUAGAUAUUGGUGAUGUUGGUUGGUAGAUCCUGUAAAAUAUAGUCCAGAAAGAAAAAGAAAGAUUAUUUUUUACUCUAAAGCCUAACACUGUGUGGUUAGAAUCUAGCAGGGAGAGAGAGGAGGGAUACGGCAGUCCAUUGCUCAUGAAGCACAAUCAGGAACUAAGCCCCUUGCUUUAUGGUCCCAAAUGAAAGCAAUAUUAUAUAUGGCUUGGGUGGGUGGGGGGAUGACUAUUGUCUUCAUCCACAAGCUUUUCUUCUAUUGGGGUGGCCUAAUAUUUAGGCUUGUAGUGGGUGGGGGGUUAUUUUGAUGAUGGGAUUCUUCAUAACAGGUGAAGGAGAGGUCCUUCCUUUUCUUCUCUCCCCUGGAGGGAAAGGGGGAACUAUGGAAUUGGAGGGUUGGGAGGGUGAAAAGUCCAGUGUCGGUAUGGUUUUGCUGAUGUCAAUUGCAUGCUUUCAUGUGGGGGUGGGAGGGGGGAUUUUCCAUCCCACAACAUCUGCUCUGUGUAAAGCUUGAAACAGGGUUUUUGCCUUGAGGGACAAGCCAAACCUGUAUUCAAAUGAAUUCUGCUAUGGGGAUUGUUUUUACACCCGUUUCCCUGUUACAUAUGAAUAAAUUUAAAAGUUCAGAGAGGAGUACUUUCCUCAAAUGCAUACAGUACCCUUUUACAAAACUCAGAAAAACAUGCACAUAAACACACACUUGUAGAUGGAACAUAAAAGGGUAAUGAGCCAUAACUCAACAGAAUUACAUGAAAGGCCAUUGAUUACACACUGAAUCUGUGUAUUGGAUUGCAGCCACUACUGUCAUUGGAGAAAAUACUUUAUUUAAAAGUGAAACAUUCUGCUAAUGGCCUAUUGAGCCAUUGCUUUUUUCUUGGUCCUCAUAAAGAAUUCCAUGAUGAUCUCCAGCUUGUGUUCUGAGAUUGGAAGAGUUUCUAUUUUGUCUAAGAAUAGCAAAAAUAAUAAUUCUUGGUACAUCCACACUUAUGGAUUAAUUCUAGAAAGGGGAUGUCUCUAUACCAGGAUACCUAUCCAAUAACACUGACAAUCACGUAGCAAGAAUCCUUGGCCUUCCAGUAUUGGGCUCAACUUUCCAUGAAUAAAGGAGGCAUCUGGCUAUCCAGAAGCAAUACUACUGUGGUUUCGUCUUUCCACUCUGUGAAGCCACAGUGAAGUAGUGCUUCACCUAAUUAUAUGAUAGUAUAAACCACUUUAUAUUUUAUAGUGCAGUUCAAUUACACCACUGUUCCCUUUAAGUAAUGUAAAAUGUGAAGACCAGGGGAGCAUCGUAAUGAAAAGUGGACAUGUUCCAGGGAAAUGCAGGCAAGCAUGGCUCCAGCACAUUUUGAUCCACAUACCUACUUUUCACACUUGUGUUCCCAUAUGGGAAACAAUGGUGAAAAUGUGGUUUCGGUGUCAAAUGAGGAGUUUCCUAGUGGAGUUAAAGUCUUUACUGUGCUCUCAAGUAUCACAUGGUGUUGCUUCAGCAUUAAGUGCAACCUCCAAGUUUAAAUUACUUGGGACAGUGAGGACGCAGGCCUUGUACACAGACAGAAAUGUUGCCAAAUAUAGCCACCAGCAUGUCGUCUAUCUCCCAGUCAAACAAUACAGUCAAUGAACAGCUAGCUAGCCAACUAAAUAGCCAAACAAAGACCACCAGCCAAAGAAAUGUAUUUGCUAGGUAUCUGAACUCCUAGGCAAGUCACUGGCUAUAUGUAGUUGAACAUUAGGGUGAUAGAUCUGAACAUGCACCAGUAUUCUUAAGUAUACCACAAAAAUGAGGGGACAGUCUGAUUGCAUACUCACAAGAUCUAGAGAGGUCUCACUAAGGCAAAAUCAACUGAAUUAAGAGUGCAGGUGGACAAAGUUAUUGUCGCAGUUUUGUUCCGCUUCCCACAACAGGAACAUGAUGUCCCCAUUGAGCUCUAGAUAUGAAUUUCUCAUUACAUUCUCAUUCUCUUUAUCUAUUAUGGUAAUAAAUGUGAGAGUCUCAGUAUUCGGUACUUCCAGUUUCAUUGGCAAUCAGAAGCACACAGAUGCCAGAACAGAUAGGCAGGUCUCCUUAUGAAUCUAAAUGAAUACGUUUGAGGCUUAAUAAAUCACAGGUCAGUCUUUACAGUUUUCCAACUUUUGGGGCAACAUCACUUGAGGUCUGGCUGCCCGGGUAUAAUAUAUCAUUAUACUAUAUUAUAUAUGAAGGUGUAUAAUAUGAAGCUGUGCACAUACGUGUUCAUACAUAUGUGACAAUGAAAGGGUGGCCCGCUGCAUACAAAAUCCCCCCCCCCCCCCAAACAAUCUCUGAUUAUUCCAAGCUCCACCCCAACGGAUCCAUUCUGUCCUCUCCAGUAUGUUUCCCUCAACAUAAGCCCUGCCAUCUCGGCACCUGUGUUUACGAUGUCCUGUAUACUUGUGGUUUAAAACAAAAAGUGAAGGUGGUAACUACUGGUGUGUCUUAUCAAUAAAGUUAUUACAUUCAAAAAUUGUAAA
Molecule: messenger RNA, 6385 nt
Organism: Anolis sagrei ordinatus
Lineage: Eukaryota; Metazoa; Chordata; Lepidosauria; Squamata; Anolidae
Gene: SYNGR1
Product: synaptogyrin 1
Cellular component (GO): neuromuscular junction; synaptic vesicle membrane
Source: RefSeq, a predicted model, not a curated record